Messenger RNA from Nylanderia fulva, 3957 nucleotides. The record is from RefSeq and is a predicted model, not a curated record. Lineage: Eukaryota; Metazoa; Arthropoda; Insecta; Hymenoptera; Formicidae.
AUGACAGAUCGACUGAAAAUGACGUCAGAUUAUCGAGACUCGCGAUUAACUGUUUCCCCAUCGAUAUCUAUCUUUUCGAAAGACCCCGAGAACACGGAGGCGGCCGAUCUGCAGAGGAAGCUGGAAAUGCUGAACAACAUGAUGGACCAGGAGGCGCGGGCCGAACAGGCACGAAGGCAGAUAUUGUACAAUAUAGGCCACUCGGGAUACUCGGAGGACUCCGACUACACGUCGGACUUGAAUUAUCCAGUAGGUGGACAGGGCGCGAACAGCUCGGCCUCGCAAUUUCGUACAGCGGCUAACCAAUUGGCUACACCUCAAAGGUCCCUCGAGACGUCGAGAGAAAAUAGUUACGAGAGAGACGAUCAUCAGGUUCCAGUCACCGUCGGAGGAAGACUGGCGCCAAGCAAUUACGGAAGUUACGGAGGUUCAGGCCACAGUCCGAGAUACGAUGAGCCGUAUCCAGAGGAUGGUCUACCGCAGAGGUACUUGCAGUCCCAGCAGCACCCUUCAGAGUCUUCCGAGCCACUCUUUUACAACAGUAGACCGAGGCACUACAAGGAAUACAGACGACGGAAGCACACUUGGGAUUACGAUGACAGCCAAGACGGCUGGUACAGCGAGGGUUAUGAUUAUCACGGAACGAGGGUCGACGACAGAAUUUAUAGCGAUACUGAAUACUACUCAAACAACACAUCUGCCACAAAAAGACGAGGAAAAGUUCCAUAUAGAAGACCGUCUCUGGAAAGACAAAUGACUCUAUAUGACGAUCACUCGUUUUACGCUGAUGGAUAUAGCAGCGAUGGUAGAGUGGGUAAAAUGAGUGCUACAUAUCCGGAAUCCGAGACGGAUAUUAGGUAUAACGAGUACUACGAUAAUAUAACGGGAUAUGUCUAUCAGGAUGAGAGAUAUGGUCAGGACGACGAAGACAGACAAUGGGACAGCGGAGGGAAACGGUACUCGGGAACAAGUACGCACUAUGAAAAUAAACGAAACAGGAAGACGCUUCCGCAGAGGCCAGCUUCGAGCAUCGGUAUACAUCGGCCAGAGUACAGGCCCACUGUUACCAGACAACGUAGCUACGAAUCGGAAGAACUCGACUAUAAUGGAUACAAUACUCGUCGCCGGAAGGUCUUGCAGCCGCAGCAGCGUCCGAUGUCGCGGCAGGAGGGCGGCACCGGUAAGAAACUACCUCCGACCCCGACCAAGCCGAGCAACGUGGUGGUCAACCGUAAGCUCGCCUCUCUGCCGGCCACGCCGAGCAGACAACUGCCAAAGACCCGAACGCCCUCCGAGGAAAGCUAUUACAAAUCUGACUACAACGAGGAUUAUAAUUACGCUUACCGUAGUCAGGAUAAUCUACCGCAGGACACGUAUACGGAGAACAUUUACAGUCAGCAGCAGACCGGCCAGGUCGAUCAGGUGCACGCCGUUAACAAGACUCACUAUCCUGAGGUGAAUCAGGAUAAUCAGUACGGCUACGCGACGCAGGUUGACGGCCAAUAUGACCAAUCGUAUCCGGAGCAGCAAACGACACAAAACAGCUACGGGCAGCAGACUACAUACCCGCAGCAGAAUUCAUACAAGGACGAGUAUCAGCAACCUUACACGCAACAGAACACCGAAACGUAUCAGCAGGAAUCCUACCUAGACACGACAUAUCCGAUCGCCAGCCAGGCAAACGAUCACCAGUAUACAAAUCAGACGAAGAAUCAGUACGACAAGCCUGACGGUAUGAUAAUCGAGGACAAUUAUCAGGAGAUGGGCUUUAAUCAGAAUAACAUUCAGUAUCAGGAGGACUAUAAACAGCAGGACGUUUAUCAAGAGCAAUACGACGACUAUGGCGUCAGCACUGUACCGUCGAGCGUUUACGAUCAGAAUAACGUCACGAAUACAUAUAAUCAGUAUCAGCCUGAUCAGCAAUAUGAUUCUCAAUAUAAUAUCAAUAAUACGUCGACCGAUUAUCCAAAGACUUAUCAAGAGACGUACAAUCAAGUGCCUGUUACAUCGCAGGAGAACUAUCAAGAAUCUUAUACAAAACAGCCGCAGGAAAAUUUUGUAAAUUAUCAAACGCCAUACAGUAAACAGGAAGACGUGCCUACGACGUACAAGAAUAAUUAUCAGGAACCUUAUCAAGAAAAUUAUCAAGAUGUUUACGACGAGUAUCAGGACUCUUAUCAAGGAUCCUUCGAGGAACAGCGUUACAAAGACAGUCCGGCAACGGCGACGGACAGAAGACAGAGCGAAGUACCCGAGCUCUCCGUGACUACGCCUCGCGGUCAGACAAGGGCAAAUGGUUAUCCGUCGAGCGAAUCAGAAUACAUUUAUCAAGAGAAUGAGGAAUUGAACGCCUCGAGGAGGAAGAAGCUCGGCAAUAAGCGCGAAACCAGUCCGCUUCUUCAGCAGAACACGGAUUCGCUCGAGUCCAGGGACGACGAAUUAAAGGAUUCGUUUGAAACUGCUGUGAGUUCCGUCAACAGCAAUCAAUUGAAGGGAUACAACGAGUACUCGACGGCCGGUGAUUCAAUUUCUGCAGCCGUCACUUUGGUGGAUUCCUCGCCGAAUGUCGCUCAAUCCCAGGCGACUACGAUGGUGAAUCACGUGACUCCCAAUCACGUAACCACCACCGCGAUGGUCCACACCACCACGAAUCUCGUAAACGGCAAACGACCGUUGGCCAGAACGGAUUCCUAUCAGGAGGACAUCAUCGAGGACGAGGAAUAUCCGGAAAUUAUUCCCAAGGAGUCACAGAGAAAAGACUCGCAGCUGUCGCAUCAGAGUCAGCUCAGUCAACACUCUCAGUCGGCGACGCAGAAGCCGAAGCUCACUAGGGGAGACUCUUAUGCUUCGGACAAUUAUCCCGAGGAUAAUUAUAGUCGUAGAGACUCGUAUUCACAACUGCCCAGGAAAGAUUCUUUCUCGUCGACUACCGAAGGAUUCAAGCCGCCUCUCACCAGAACCGAUUCGUAUCAACAGAGAGGAAACAAUUACGGACAGAACUUUACUCCACUUCAAACCAUCUCCAGAGCUGAAAGUUAUCAACGCGGUCACUUCAAGGAUCAAGAAUCGGUAGAUCAGAGCGAUAUCGUUCUGAGUAACGCGAUAAACGGGGACUAUCAGAUGCGGGACGAGACUCUUGAUAGGUACGAACGAGGCGAGGAAGCCUUGCUUCGUAACUCUCGAGAGGGCUCUUUGGUCGAUCAAUAUAAAGGAACCCCGUCUUUGUCGCAUAUUGAAAGUCCGCGUGGGAGCAUAACUAAGCAGGCGUCAUUGGACGAGAGCGUUCAGAUGGACACUCCACCGAGAAGUCCACCGGAACCGCCGCCAGACGAGGAACUUCUGGAGAUGGUCGGAGUCGCACCCGUACCCACACAGCUGAAAGAACGUAAAGAAAUGACGGCGAGACAACGAUGGCACUGGGCGUACAAUCAGAUCAUCAUGCAGCUAAACCUGGGCAGUAGUAGCGUGAGAGGCAGCAUAGGUGACCUAAUGAACAUGAAGAAAUAUGGCGGGUCCAAUUGGAGCGUAAGAAGCGAGACUUUGAUCGCGAAAGCUGUGCCCUUAAGCACAGUAACGACUAGACGAAACUCCCAGGUCGAAAAGAGCGUCGAGGAUGAUCUCGAGGACGAGCAGCAAAAUGAAUCUCCGAUCUCCGGAAAACCCUUGACCUGCGCUCAAAGAACUCAAAGACUCAGCAGACUCAUCAAGAAGCAGAAGCGAAUGAUGGUUCUCAAUCCCGAUACUUUGCAGGGAAACGUGGUGAGUAUUGCAAUUUUGUCAAUUGCUCCGAUAAUUAUAUUGAUGCGAUAUGCGAGAUUGCUGAUUGUGACAGGAGAAUUACCACGUAAGCGUCGGACAAAGGUGGUGAUUCUCGAGACAAUCGAUCGAUCGACGCAUAUAGAACAGAGCUACCGAGAGAUCGAAGACUCGUACAAUUCGCCGUUUGUUUCGGAGUAA